This is a messenger RNA of Ceutorhynchus assimilis (cabbage seed weevil), 775 nucleotides long. The record is from the annotation of a GenBank genome assembly. NCBI's taxonomy places the organism in Eukaryota, Metazoa, Arthropoda, Insecta, Coleoptera, Curculionidae.
GGCGGUACCGUCAGUCAGUCAGAGUAGCUCAGUUGUGAUACAAAGUACCUAAUCAAGAAAAGCAAAAAAAAUCAAAAUGCAUAAGUUUGUUGUUGCUUCUGUUAUUGCCUUCGUGGCUUUCCAGGCUGUAUUUGCUAGACCAUCAGCUGAAAAAUCCCAAAUCGACCAAUUGGCAAUCAAUGCUCGCGAAGUUGUCAGCAACGUCAGCAACCUCAUCGAAGGCAACUUACCCGACUCCAAACAAGUAUCUGAAACUUUAACCAAAACCACCCAACAAUUGGCUACUAAAGUUAAGGAUGCCGUAGAAAACUUGAGCAAACAGGCUCAAGAACACAAAGGUGAUGUUGAACAAAUCGUCAACCAAAUCAAAGAAAACCUUUCCAACGCCGCUACCAAACUUCAAGCCGCUAUUGGACCAGAAGCUGUCCAAAAAGCCAAGGAAAUCAAAGCCAACCUUGACGAAGGUUUGAACAAGGCUCUUGCUGAAGCUGAAAAACUCGCUAAGGCUGCUGAACCUGAAGCAACCAAAGUGAAAACUGACUUGAGCAACGCUGCCAAAACCCUGAUGGACAACAUUAUCGAAGUCAGCAAAAACUUAAAAACUGACUUGGAGAAAAACCUAGCUGUUAAAAACUAGGAGUUUUUAAAAAUAAUAAAUAGGUAUAGUUAGUUUUAUUGACAUAUGUAUUAUUGAAACAAUAUGGUGUGUGACUGAGUUUUGUUUUAUUUUUUGCGAAAUGUGAUUGGAUAAAAUAAAUGGUUUUGUAUUUUCUAU